This is a messenger RNA of Phyllotreta striolata, 426 nucleotides long. Lineage: Eukaryota; Metazoa; Arthropoda; Insecta; Coleoptera; Chrysomelidae. The record is from the annotation of a GenBank genome assembly.
AUGUCGGAUGUCGAAGUUGAUGAUGCACCCCCAGUUGCACCCGUGGCUACCGGAGGUCCGAUGGACGUCAACCAAGCCUUGCAAGACGUCCUUAAAACGGCCCUCAUCCACGACGGAGUAGUCCACGGUCUGCACGAGGCUGCUAAAGCUUUGGACAAACGACAAGCCGUACUGUGCGUACUCGCCGAAAAUUGCGACGAACCCUUGUACAAAAAACUAGUGUCAGCUUUGUGUUCUGAGCACCAGAUCCCCCUUAUCAAAGUCGACAAUAACAAGAAAUUAGGCGAGUGGUCGGGGCUGUGUAAAAUCGACAACACUGGCAAGGCUCGUAAAGUUGUUGGAUGUUCGUGCGUUGUUAUUAGGGAUUAUGGAGAGGAAUCGCCUGCAUUAGAUGUUCUUAAAGAUUACCUUAAGAAUGAUAAAUAA